AAGAAUGCUUAGAUAGUAAUACACCAUUGAACCUUACAUACAUGCGUAAGUGUAACGAGGAAGGGCCACAGCAUGACAUUCAAAAACAUAUUGUAUGUUUUCUGUAUAUUAUCACUAACAUUUGGAAUACCGUCGGGAGUGACAACAAGUGAUGCCGCUACAAAAGUGUUCCGACGUGAGGCCAAUGGCAUAGUGAAUAGACGGGCAGGUGCUGCAUGUCCUACAGAAAUGCAAUAUGAAAUGAGCCAAUCAUUGCCAAACAGGGUGCUGAAAUCGUCGCAAGCAUUGUUCAAGAAAUCAAUUGGAUCGCUAAGCGGCUGUAUGUCAAUGUGUAGUAAGCAGGUAAACUGCAAGUCUGGAUUUUAUAACCAGAACAGCACAACGUGUGUUGGGAACAACGAUACAGUUGUCCCUUACAGCGAUACCAAGCACGAUAAAGGCAGUAAAUUCUUCACUGAAAACCAAGUCUGCAAAAUAAGGGGGUUUAUAUACAAUAGCAAGGAGGAUUUCUGCUUUCAAGUAUAUCCUCAAAAGAAAACGUGGGCUGCUGCUAGCAGUUUUUGCGAAGACAUCAACGGCUUACUCCUGGUACCAACGCCAUAUGCAAAAUACAAGAUCGUUAUACAGAAACUGAACAAGUUUCCCAAUGAUUUCUAUUGGAUUGGUAUGUCGGACAAUGCUAAGGAAGGAAAUUGGAAAUGGUUAACGAAAGAGUCUGCAAACAACUUUAAAGGAAAUGGACAACUUAGUAACAUUGAUCCUGACAAGGCAGACACUGAAGCCGACUGUGGGGCGUUAGACAGUAAAAUGGGCAUUAUUAAAGACCGCAAUUGCUACACAUGGAAACCAUUUAUAUGUGGAUUUCUAAAGGAUGGGCCGUGUAAGGUGAAGUAAGUUUAUGCGUUGGCAGAUGUACCGGGCUUGGAUGCCAUUUUGGCACGUUUGAUGUUCGAUUUCCAACAAAAAAACAUGUUCUAUUGGUAAUUUGUUUCGUUGUUACUUCUCAUUUAUUGUAAUAUUUUAAAAAGACUGAAUAAAUACAACU
This is a messenger RNA of Mizuhopecten yessoensis (Yesso scallop), 1045 nucleotides long. RefSeq names its product C-type lectin domain family 4 member F-like. The record is from RefSeq and is a predicted model, not a curated record. Bases 73 to 894 code for a protein of 273 amino acids. NCBI's taxonomy places the organism in Eukaryota, Metazoa, Mollusca, Bivalvia, Pectinida, Pectinidae. The transcript has 5 exons.